AUGAAACCUCAAGCAGCAUCUCCUGCGCAUCCUCUCGCGUUACAUCACAUAACCCAACCCCAGAGCUGUGAGGGGCCGGGAUUCAGCAUUCUCUCUCUCUCUCUCGCUCUCUUCAUCACAGUCAAAUUCCCAGCAGUCCGCACGUAUAUCGAUCCUCACACCUACGAAGAUCCCAACCAGGCCGUCCACGAGUUUGCCAAGGAGAUUGAUGUGUCCUGUAUCACCAUCGAGCGGGUUAUUGGAGCCGUCAAAUUCCCAGCAGUCCGCACGUAUAUCGAUCCUCACACCUACGAAGAUCCCAACCAGGCCAUCCACGAGUUUGCCAAGGAGAUUGAUGUGUCCUGUAUCACCAUCGAGCGGGUUAUUGGAGCCGGUGAGUUCGGUGAGGUGUGCAGCGGUUUGCUGCGGCUGCCAGGGAAGAGAGAGAUCCCAGUGGCCAUUAAAACUCUGAAAGCCGGUUACACCGAGAAGCAGAGGAGGGAUUUCCUGGGCGAGGCCAGCAUCAUGGGCCAGUUCGAGCAUCCCAACAUCAUCCACCUCAAGGGGGUCAUAACCAAGAGUAAACCAGUGAUGAUAAUAACAGAAUAUAUGGAGAAUGGAUCCCUGGACACCUUUUUGAAGAAGAACGACGGUCAGUUCACUGUCAUCCAGUUGGUCGGCAUGCUGCGUGGCAUUGCUUCUGGCAUGCGCUACCUCUCUGAGAUGGGCUAUGUGCACCGUGACCUGGCUGCCCGCAACAUCCUGGUCAACAGCAACCUGGUGUGUAAGGUGUCCGACUUCGGCUUGUCGAGAGUGCUGGAGGACGACCCAGAGGCGGCCUACACAACCCGCGGAGGAAAGAUUCCCAUCAGGUGGACGGCUCCAGAGGCCAUCGCCUACAGGAAGUUCACCUCAGCCAGUGACGUGUGGAGCUACGGUAUUGUGAUGUGGGAAGUGAUGUCGUACGGCGAGAGACCAUACUGGGAGAUGAGCAAUCAAGACGUGAUAAAGGCAGUGGAGGAGAACUACAGGCUGCCGGGCCCCAUGGACUGUCCGACCGCCCUCUAUCAUCUCAUGAUGGACUGCUGGCAGAAAGACAGGAACAGCCGGCCCAAAUUUGAGGAGAUUGUCAGCUUACUGGACAAACUCAUCCGCAAUCCCAGCAGCCUGAAGGGUCUAGUUAACUCAUCGAACAGAGUGUCCAAUUUAUUAGUGGAGCAUGGGAGCCCUGAGGGCUGUGUAUUCAGAUCGGUGGAGGAAUGGUUAGAGGCCAUAAAAAUGGGUCGAUACACUGAGCUUUUCAUGGAAAGUGGAUACACUUCUCUGGAAGUCGUCACUCAAAUGACCUUGGAAGAUCUUAGGAGGGUUGGAGUCACUUUGGCCGGCCAUCAGAAAAAGAUCCUCAACAGCAUUCAGGAGAUGCGAGUCCAAAUGAUGAACGCCACUAUGCCCAUCUGAGAGCGGCCUCAGAGGAACCUCCAUCAGCAGCCUAGCACUUUCUACAGACACUUAUUUAUUGAACGGAACUAUUUAAUGAAAAAUUUGACAUUGAUGAAAAAAAAA
Sinocyclocheilus grahami is the source of this 1542-nucleotide messenger RNA. RefSeq names its product ephrin type-A receptor 4a-like. Gene Ontology annotation, cellular component: dendrite; plasma membrane. Lineage: Eukaryota; Metazoa; Chordata; Actinopteri; Cypriniformes; Cyprinidae. Bases 1 to 1437 code for a protein of 478 amino acids. Gene Ontology annotation, biological process: axon guidance; ephrin receptor signaling pathway; protein phosphorylation. Gene Ontology annotation, molecular function: protein binding; transmembrane-ephrin receptor activity; ATP binding. The transcript is spliced from 9 exons. The record is from RefSeq and is a predicted model, not a curated record.